Messenger RNA from Plectropomus leopardus (leopard coralgrouper), 1076 nucleotides. Lineage: Eukaryota; Metazoa; Chordata; Actinopteri; Perciformes; Serranidae. The record is from RefSeq and is a predicted model, not a curated record.
CCGCUUCAUUAUUAGUUUAGUGUGCCAAGUAGUUCCAGCUCGCUGACAGUCCACCAUGGCUAAAUCAGAAGUUUCUGGUAUGAAGAUGAGGAAUCUUCUUUUUGGGGUUAUUCUUGGACUUCUUGCCGUUGUCCACUCUACACCUGUUGAUACCGUGACCCAGAUUCCCUCCAAAGCUGAGGAUGAAGUCAUCAGAGAGGCGGUGACGGACGGCUUCCUCGUCGAACACCUUUUUACCCCUUCACGCACAACUGAAUCACCCAAAAGAAACACAACCGUCCCAGCAUCCCAGCAGCCGUCUGCUGACUCCAAAUACGGUGACGUGAUUGAAGGCAGUGGGGAUGAGUCCAUGACCUCCUUGUUCCACAAGUUUUUAAGCACAACUCUGAAUUCUACCUUGAGCCCUCAGUCUACGUCCCCAGACCACAUCUCAAGUUCCCAAGCUCCUGACCCCGCUUCUCCCAGUAAUAAUUUAGGGUCUGGAGAUGGACUCCAUGACUUCUCUACAACCUCCAGUAGCACCUCUAGCACUACAUCAUCGACCUCCACGACUGCUUCCCCCGGACCAAAAGCUCCAGUAACGUUUUCAACAGGUGAAGGCUCAGGAUUAGGAUCUGGCGAAGGAUCUGGAUCAAUGAGAUUUCCAAGUAACGAAGGAUCGGGACUGGGGUCGGACGAAAAAUCUGGAUCAGAAAUGGGGAUCACUACAGUGUCAACUACUACCAAAGAGUAUCCAGCUCUCAUGAAUGACCCCUUCGCUGAUGUCAACAAAGCAAAGGCUCCAAGAAUGUUUGUAGAGAGCGACAAAUCAGAUGACGAAUCAGGAUCCGUCUCAGUUUCUACAAAAAUGACAAAAAUGAUAGAAAUGCUUCGGCCUUCAAAAGAUGAUGUCCAAGAGCCACAAAUAGGUGAAACUAGCAAUGGGGAGAUUCAGAACAAAGGUCACAGUACACCAGGUUGGAUCAUCAUCGUCGGUUUUAUCGUUGGCGUUGCAGCUCUGAUAAUGCUGUUUGUUGCCAUCGCCACCAGAGACAAGUAAGACUUUAAAAUCAGUAACAAAAAAAAAAAAAAAAAAA